AUGCCGGAAUCAAAUCACUGGAAGAAGAGAAAGGGUGGGAAAUAUGGGAAUCAGAAAAGUCGCGUCGCUAUUGAAUCUGGCGAUGCUAUUGAGAGCACCGAAAAGCAAGAGGAAGAGGAGCAAGAUACUGAUGAUGAAGAUAUCGAGGCCCAGAUUCGAAGAGAAUUGGAGGGCCUGCAGCCUAACAAAGACAAACCUCGUCGAUUCCAGCCUAUGCAAAUGGACAUGCCUUGUGUGACAUUCAUGCGCCUUGAUCCUUCAAUAGACCCAGUGGAGCUUGUGCACCGUCUGUGUAGCGAAGCACAUGCCCACCCGGAGACCAAGAAGAGCCGUUGGAUUAAGCGCAUGCAUCCAGUCACAUCAAUCAGAAAGACCAUGAGUGUGGAUCUAGCGGCCUUUGCAAAAGAGAUUCUCAAGCCUCAUUUCCAUUCGGGGGGCCCACCGAAGACGUACGCUAUUCGACCUACUGUGCGAGGCAACUCGAAGCUCAACCGGGACAUUAUUAUUAAGACUGUCGCCGAUGCUGUCGGACCAGAGCAUCCAGUGAAUUUGAGGAACUAUGAUCUAAUGAUCCUCGUCGAUGUUGCCCAAAAUGUAAUUGGAAUGAGUGUUGUGCAGGGUGAUUACGAUAAGCUGAAGCGGUUCAACUUGGCUGAGAUCUAUGACCCUUCACCGAAGGAAGAGCCAGCUGCCGAAGUUAGUAAGGCCAAGGCGGAGCAUCAAUAA
Penicillium coprophilum is the source of this 726-nucleotide messenger RNA. Its product is annotated as THUMP domain-containing protein. Bases 1 to 726 code for a protein of 241 amino acids. The record is from RefSeq and is a predicted model, not a curated record. Gene Ontology annotation, molecular function: RNA binding. The transcript has 6 exons. Gene Ontology annotation, biological process: tRNA modification. Lineage: Eukaryota; Fungi; Ascomycota; Eurotiomycetes; Eurotiales; Aspergillaceae.